CAAUCUGAAGUAUUUGUAUAACAAACAUGGUUGUGUUUGGUUUGAUAAGAAAACUAAAAUUUCCUAAAACAAAGUUUAAAUUCUGUCGCACAUGAAUAUGACCUUGAUGGUUUGAGUUUAGACGUGCGUCUAAGCUCGUAGAGAUCAUUCGUUCUAUGGACAAGAGGACAGAAAGCACGUAGAUCUUAUAUUACCCGACCUCGUUCGCGAGCGAUUAGCGAUGGCUGCUUGACACAUGGUGUGACCCCCACGAACGUGCGAAAGCUUAGGCUUAGCACAAGACAACUUUUAUAAUAAUCAUGGCGUUUUAUCCCCAAUUCAUCGAGGCCUUGGCCACCAUUUCACAAAUUUCACUAGAAAUAUCCCAGUUUAGUGUUUACUCAAUCACUGAAGAUGGACAUGGACGUUCUAGAGAUGGAGCAGUUCCCAUUGUUCGAGGAUUUGGCGAUGCUGGACGAUGGGUCCAGCAUCUCGCUGGAGUAUGAGGACAAUGCGGGAAAGUAUUUCCCUGGUCACGACUCGGCUCCCAAACUGGUCAUAGACCAGGCCGGCAAGGAAGUGCUAGAUGACCUGCUCCGCUUAAGUCAGGAUGAUCCUCUGGAUCUUGACUGGAUGGAGUCCGGGAGUCUUGAGCAGUUCCUUGAGGGCAUGGGAGCAGACCAGGACAACAUGCCAGCGACGCAAGAGGUUGUGACGGUUUCCGAUUCAAUUGUUGUGAUGAAAGACACGAACGUAAACCACAGUGUUCUCCACGAUUUGCUCACACAGCCCAUCACGAUAAAACAAUCUCCACCGGUAAAAGUGAGUCCAAAACCAGUGGUACCAAAAGACUUGUCACAAAUUGAUAUUCUGGAAGACAAUAUUCAGUUGGAUUCCCUACAGUGCUUCAUCGCGAGUCCUAGCGGUGAUGUAUUGGAGGUGCCGUCUGAAAUCUCAUUUGACAGCAAUUCUAGUCUAAGCAAAUCCACGUCACAAGAUGGCCUACUUGAUGUUGGUAAUGUUGAUCAACUGGUUACCUCUCUCUCUGCUGAAGAAGUAGAAAGUUUAUUGUCUGGAUCAGAACCUUCUUCGCCGCGUAGCUCGAGUGAUGGGACCGACCCAGAUUUCUCUCCCGAACAGAGCGACGACGAGGAUUUCACGCUGAAAUCGUGUGGCGGAGGGAAACAAAAAGGAAAGAAACGAAGAUCUGGCCCUUACAAUACCAAACCAGCAGACAGGAAGGACAGGAAACGCGAUCAGAACAAAAACGCUGCGAUUCGAUAUCGCAACAAAAAGCGAGAGGAAGCGGAACAUCGAGCAGAGGAGGAGGAGAAACUUUCGAGGAAGAACAAAGACCUUCAUGAUAAAGUUGAUCAAUUAAACCGCGAGAUUAAAUACAUGAAAGACCUAAUUUCAGAAGUUUGCAAAGCUAAAGGAUUAAAAGUUACAUUUAAAACCAAGUCGUCGUGAAUUGCCUUUUUUUCAUGUACCAGGGAUUGUUUGUCUAAAUCUUCAUGCAUUGUACAUUUUCAUCAUUAAAAGAAAAUUGAAAUUUGA
Ostrea edulis (European flat oyster) is the source of this 1536-nucleotide messenger RNA. RefSeq names its product cyclic AMP-dependent transcription factor ATF-4. The record is from RefSeq and is a predicted model, not a curated record. NCBI's taxonomy places the organism in Eukaryota, Metazoa, Mollusca, Bivalvia, Ostreida, Ostreidae. The transcript is spliced from 3 exons. Gene Ontology annotation, molecular function: DNA-binding transcription activator activity, RNA polymerase II-specific; RNA polymerase II transcription regulatory region sequence-specific DNA binding. Gene Ontology annotation, biological process: regulation of transcription by RNA polymerase II. Gene Ontology annotation, cellular component: nucleus. Bases 394 to 1449 code for a protein of 351 amino acids.